UGUAACUUCUCAGCAUAAUUACUUAUAUUUUAAUUGCUGUUUCAAAACUCCAAUAACCCUUUCUUGAGGAGAAAAAAAGAAUAGUUGAUGGUUAAGCUCAGUUGUGAUUUGAGAGUGAUUAGAGGGGCAGAGAGAUUUGAUUUGAGAGUGAUAAGAGGGGCAGAGAGAUUUGGGGGAGAGAGAGGAGAAGAUUGGAUAAAUUUAGAUGGGAAACAUUUGUCCUACUACAAAGAAUGGGGCAUUUCAUUCGCUGUUUUGGUGGUAUAGACCGGAAGGAGAGGUCGCGGUUACUAAGAAAAAAAUAUCAAGUGGUGAUAAUACCCUUUCAGCUGCUAAAGAGAGGGAAGAUGCUGUCCUUCCAGCUCAGGAAAAGCCCCCAGAGGUGGUGAGGAUGGAGGAGAAAGAUCUUCAAAAGCCAGAUGUGGUUGUGAAGGAGGAGGAGAGGAAAGGUGUUGAGACCACAAAACGGGAUAAUAUGGUUGAGAAAGGAAAUGCAGAUGUAUUCUUGCCGGCACAGCAGAUGGUAAGGCCUGAAGAAGUUAUUUUGAAGACAGGAAAUGAGAGGGUGAAGCCGGCAGGGGCUGCACAAUCGCGGAAACCACAUAAUGCCAAGAGAGUGCUCAGUGCUGGGCUUAAGGUUGAAUCUGUGUUGAGGACAAAAACUGGGCAUUUGAAAGAAUUUUAUAAUUUGGGAGAGAAACUUGGAAAUGGCCAAUUUGGGACCACUUUUCUCUGCACCGAGAAAACAACAGGGAAGAAAUAUGCUUGUAAAUCUAUUGCGAAAAGGAAAUUGUUAACUCAGGAAGAUGUGGAUGAUGUGAGGAGAGAAAUCGAAAUCAUGCAUCACUUGUCUGGGCAACCUAAUAUUAUUUCCAUUAAAGGCUCUUAUGAGGAUGCUGUGGCGGUUCAUGUUGUGAUGGAACUAUGCAAAGGGGGUGAGCUCUUUGAUAGGAUUGUCAAGAGGGGACAUUACUCAGAACGAAAGGCAGCUGAGCUCACUAGGACAAUAGUUGGUGUAAUCGAAGCUUGUCAUUCCUUGGGGGUCAUGCAUCGGGACCUUAAGCCAGAGAAUUUCCUCUUCGUCGAUGACGAGGAAGAUUCACCAAUUAAGACUAUUGAUUUUGGACUAUCGACAUUCUUUAAGCCAGGGGAAAUUUUCAAUGAAGUUGUUGGAAGUCCUUAUUAUGUUGCCCCUGAAGUGCUGCAAAAACGUUAUAGUCAUAAGGCUGAUAUCUGGAGUGCAGGUGUAAUAGUUUACAUUCUUCUUAGCGGUGCACCUCCAUUUUGUGGAGAAUCAGAGGAUGAAAUAUUUGAUGAGGUCUUGCAAGCUAAGGUCGAGUUCAAAUAUGACCCUUGGCCACAGAUCUCUGAUAGUGCUAAAGAUUUAGUAAGGAGAAUGCUUGUAAGAGACCCAAAAAAGCGGUUAACUGCUCAUGAAGUUCUCUGUCAUCCUUGGGUGCAAAUUAAUGGUGUGGCUCCUGAUGAGCCUCUUGGUUCGGCGGUUUUAACUCGCUUAACACAGUUUUCUGCAAUGAACAAGCUUAAGAAAAUGGCUCUCAGAGUUAUUGCAGAAAAUCUUCCGGAAGAGGAAAUUGGAGGUUUAAAAGAAAUGUUUAGAACAAUAGAUACAGAUGACAGUGGCCAUAUAACAUUUGAAGAACUGAAGGCUGGCCUGAAGAGAUCUGGUGCUGAUCUUAAUGAGUCUGAGAUACAGGACUUGAUGAAGGCUGCGGACGUCAGCAAUAGUGGCAGUAUCGACUACGUGGAGUUUGUAGCAGCAAUGUUGAACUCAAACAAGAUAGACGAGGAAGAUCAUUUGUACACAGCUUUUUCAUACUUUGACAAAGAUGGGAGUGGGUACAUUACAGCAGAUGAGAUUCAAAGGGCAUGCGAUGAGUUCGGCUUACAGGAUGUCCACUUGGAAGAAAUGAUUCUGGAGGCUGAUCAAAACAAUGAUGGGCGGAUUGAUUACAACGAGUUUGUGGCGAUGAUGCGUAGAGGAAAUGCAGAUUUGGGAAAGAAGCAAUUGCCGGAUAAUUUCAACAUCGCCGCCGGCUAUCGGGAGGCAAUGGAGGUUUGCUGACAUCCUCUUUUCUUCUAAAUACAUAUUCUCAGCUCUCUGCAAAUCUUCCGAUGUUCUUGGAGGAAUGUAUAUACAUAGAUUUAGUAAUGUGUCUGUCACGUUAAAAAGAAAAUGUUAGAUUAGGUCUUUUUUAAGUAAAAGUUAAACUCUGCUAGAUUUGAGUCGAAUCCGAAAUAAUUUUAUAGUAGUAGUGAUAUCGGAUGCUGCUGUGUGUAAGGGAAAAACAAAGUAUUGUAGGUAUAGACAUUAGCUAAUACCAGCAGCCUGGUAGAAACAUAUUUCGCUUACUAGUCUGCACUAGAUUGUUACGAAGUAUUUAGUACUUAAUU
Ipomoea triloba (trilobed morning glory) is the source of this 2412-nucleotide messenger RNA. Its product is annotated as calcium-dependent protein kinase 26-like. Lineage: Eukaryota; Viridiplantae; Streptophyta; Magnoliopsida; Solanales; Convolvulaceae. Gene Ontology annotation, cellular component: cytoplasm; nucleus. Gene Ontology annotation, biological process: peptidyl-serine phosphorylation; protein autophosphorylation; intracellular signal transduction. The record is from RefSeq and is a predicted model, not a curated record. Gene Ontology annotation, molecular function: calcium-dependent protein serine/threonine kinase activity; calcium/calmodulin-dependent protein kinase activity; calcium ion binding. The transcript is spliced from 7 exons. The coding region runs from base 206 to 2083 and encodes 625 amino acids.